Molecule: messenger RNA, 2715 nt
Organism: Pangasianodon hypophthalmus (striped catfish)
Lineage: Eukaryota; Metazoa; Chordata; Actinopteri; Siluriformes; Pangasiidae
Gene: zc3h15
Product: zinc finger CCCH-type containing 15
Exons: 10
Coding region: 112-1440 (442 amino acids)
Biological process (GO): cytoplasmic translation
Cellular component (GO): cytosol
Molecular function (GO): metal ion binding; mRNA binding
Source: RefSeq, a predicted model, not a curated record
CUAUUGGUCGUGAGCACUCUGUGCUGGUGCACCGCGGGCAGUUUCGCGCUAGCGCCGCUGAGCAGAGCACCUGGAUUCGGGUGGGUUUAUUACCGAGACACCGCGACAGACAUGCCGCCGAAGAAGCCAGCUCAACCCACGGGCAAUAAGAAAACCCAGGAGAAGAAGAAGGAAAAGAUUAUUGAAGACAAGACUUUUGGACUGAAGAAUAAAAAAGGAGCCAAACAGCAGAAGUUCAUCAAAGCUGUCACACAGCAGGUCAAAUAUGGACAACAAAACUCUCGACAGAUCGCUGCUGCUGAAGUCGACAAGAACAAGAAAGGGGACAAGAAGAAGGAGAUCUCCGAGCUGAACGAGCUCUUCAAACCUGUAGUGGCUGCACAGAAAGUCAGCAAAGGUGUGGAUCCGAAGUCUGUUCUGUGUGCGUUCUUUAAACAAGGCCAGUGCACUAAAGGGGAUAAGUGUAAGUUCUCUCAUGACCUCAGUCUGGACAGGAAGUGUGAGAAACGCAGUGUGUACGUGGACGUCCGAGAGGAGGAGCUGGAGAAAGACACGAUGGAGAACUGGGAUGAGAAGAAGCUGGAGGAAGUCGUCAACAAGAAGCACGGAGAGGCUGAGAAGAAGAAGGCCAAGACUCAGAUCGUGUGUAAGUACUUCCUGGAGGCUAUAGAGAAUAAUAAGUACGGUUGGUUCUGGGUGUGUCCUGCGGGAGGAGACGGCUGUAUGUAUCGUCACGCUCUGCCCGUCGGUUUCGUCCUGAAGAAGGACAAGAAGAAGGAGGAGAACGAGGAGGAGGAGAUCUCACUGGAGGAACUCAUCGAGAACGAGCGAGCGGCUCUGGGACUGAAUGUGACGCGCAUCACUCUGGAGACCUUCCUGGCCUGGAAGAAGAGGAAGAGGCAGGAGAAGAUCGAUAAAGCUCAGCAGGACAUGGAGAGGAAGAAGGCAGACUUUAAAGCAGGAAAAUCUCUCGGGGUGAGCGGACGAGAAGUGUUCGAGUUCCGGCCUGAGCUGGUUAACGACGAUGACGAGGAAGCGGACGACACCAAAUACGCCAAAAUAGACGAUGAGCUCACACAGGAGGUGGAGGAGGAGGAGGAGCAGUGCCAGGACAUCGACAUCGCCCGCUUCGUCCUUAAAGAGGUGGACAACACGGGGAUAACGGUGGCGGCGGCGGACAGGUUCUCGUCCCGAGUGCAGCCGAGCGGUGAGACAGACGGUGAGACAGACGAUUACAAACUGAGCGAGGCUUCGGGCGGGGUCGAGAACGGUGAGGACCACACGCUGGAGGAGGGCGGAGCCAGCACUGACAGUGACGGAGGCGGGGCCGGGGAUGAGGAGGCGGAGUCAGGGACUGUGCCAGUGGAUGAGAAUCUGUUCACGGGGGAGGAUCUGGACGAACUGGAGGAGGAGCUUAACACACUCGAUCUGGACGAGUAACACUCAAGCCUCGACACGAACUAUUCUUUUUUUUUUUUUUUUUUCCUCCCCUUUUUCCUCUUUCUCUCUACCAAUCAGAUCAGCCGUAGAGGAAACCUCUCAGUGGACGUAAGAGAAUAAAGAUGAUCAUCAGGGUCAUGUGACUCUCUGCUUACGUUAUUUGGUCCAAACUGCUUUCAUUCGGCCAUAAUGAAUUAAAACCAGCCGCUUUUUUUUCCAUCGUAAUAAAAACAAAUGUUUUAGCGCAAUAUUUUACGAUACGUUACUAAAACGCGAGUCCUCGGUCCAAAUGCUGGUUUCUGUCAGCCAUGUUUGUCCAAACAAUGAGCAGAAUUGUGCUACUUUUCGAACGGGACCUCGCUGCCGACAUAGGCAGCCUACUUCUAAGUGGAAUUCAGCAGGGGCGGAGCCUGGGUUAAGUCUGCUCAGCCAAUCACAUCAGCCUACCUGAUCAUGUGACAUUGCCACCUUUCACCUAUUUGACUUGAUGAACACUGUUUUGAUUUACACUAUCAUGGUUUAGCAGCUAGGCUAGCAAGCUAAUAUGCUAAUGUCAGCCAGUUAACCAGGAACAUCUAGCAGUAAGCUAUCUGAUAUUGUGUAGCUAGCAAACUAUUACGCAGCAAAGUUUGCUAGCAAGCUACAUAAAUACAGCAUUGUUCUAACUUUAGCCAGCUAAUGUGUUAGCAUGACAAAUGUUUUAGUUAACUGAAUUAGUAGCUAGCCAAAACUGCUCAAAAACAAGCUAACCCUAGGGAAGCUAUAGCUACAUACAUGCAGCUCUCUGCUAGCAUUAGCUGGCUAACAUGUUAGUAUAAUGAAAUUGUUAGCUACCUGCUUGUGUAGCUAGUCAAGUUCACCGAACUCACCAACUUUAGCUGAGCUACUAUGUUGUGUAAAAUAAAGUGGGAAAACAUGUUAGCUAGCAAGCUAAAUGCAGCGCUGUGCUAACAUCCUGCAAACUGUGCUAAUGUUAGCAUGCUAACUAGCUAGCUAAUGCUGGAGCGGUAUGUUAAAUGCGUCAUUAAGUGGCGUAGAAGUUAAAAGAAAUUAGUGUUGUCACAUGGUCAAGUUUAACCUAAUCUCCGCCUCCUGGUGCGUGAAUCGGCUGUUUGAUUUCUAACAAAAUAAAGAUUUCGCCUGCUGAGUGUGUGAUCUGAAGGCUGUACAGGGGUGUGUGUGUGUGUGUGUGUGUGUGUGUGUGUGUGUGUGUGUGUGUGUUUUAUCCUCCUUCUGGCCAAGGUGAAAGUGUAAAUAAAGCAUAUCACAGACUGA